Molecule: messenger RNA, 279 nt
Organism: Necator americanus (New World hookworm)
Lineage: Eukaryota; Metazoa; Nematoda; Chromadorea; Rhabditida; Ancylostomatidae
Exons: 3
Coding region: 1-279 (92 amino acids)
Source: RefSeq, a predicted model, not a curated record
AUGCAAUGCGAGAUGAGAAUUUCAUUUGCUCCUAAGAGUUCUCCAGAAUCCCACAAAGAUUUUCGCUUGAGUACCGUAACCUGUAGUGAUGGACACGGAUGUCUGACUCGAAAGGAUAGACAACCAGAAAUUAUGAUUCUUCACAUAUCAUUUCUACGGAAAUUUGCGUCCAUUCGACGUAAAAAUCAAAAAACCAAAACAUCGACUUGUCAGUGCCCAAAACAGAAACCGGUGAAGUCAAAGAAGAAAAUCGAGGAGAAACAGCCUGAAAAGAAAUGA